GAACCGGAAGCCGGAAGCGCGGCAGAGCGGUUGGCAAAAAAUAAACAACCGUCUGGCUGUGGCUUGGAGACAAAAUGGCGUGGGCGCGGCUGAGCCGUUUAGGGCCGGGGCCCUUCCUCCUCUUCCUGCUCUCUUCCUUCCUGGUCUGCGAGGGGGCUAGGGGGGCCGAGGCGAAGCCCUCUCCGCUCUCGCUGUCGGAGGCCUUUGAGCCCGCGCUGGGGAACACGGCGCCCUGCCAGCGGACCUGCCAGGACACCUACCCGCUCCAUACUUACCCCAAGGAAGAAGAGCUGUAUGCAUGUCAAAGGGGUUGCAGGCUGUUCUCCAUUUGCCAGUUUGCAGAUGAUGGAAUUGACUUGAAUCAAACCAAGUUGGAAUGUGAUUCUGCUUGUUCUGAGGCAUAUGCCUCGCAGUCUGAUGAACAGUAUGCUUGUCAUCUUGGGUGCCAGAAUCAGUUGCCAUAUGCUGAACUGAGGAGAGAACAACUCAUGUCCUUGAUGCCACGGAUGCAUCUUCUCUUUCCUAUGACAUUUGUGAGAUCAUUCUGGAGUGAUAUGAUGGAAACAGCCCACAGCUUCAUUACCUCAUCAUGGACCUUCUAUCUUCAAGCUGAUGAUGGCAAAAUACUGAUAUUUCAGUCAAAGCCACAAGUUCAGUAUGUUCAAAGCGCUGAUCAGGAAAACCUGGAUUUAAAAGGAUCAUCACUUAACAAAGCAGCUCUAGAUCUGCCGCCAGGAAGUCCACAGAUUCACAAAGGAUUCUUUGACGAGGAUGAAAGUGAUGGCUUCUUCAAAUGUAUUUCAGUAAAUUCUGGUUGGAUAUUAACAACCACCCUUCUCCUCUCUGUCCUGGUGUUGCUCUGGAUUUGUUGUGCAACUGUUACUACUGCUGUGGAACAGUAUGUUCCAUCUGAGAAGCUGAGCAUCUAUGGAGACUUAGAAUAUAUGAACGAACAAAAACUGAACCGAUACCCUACUUCUGCACUCAUGGUGGUUAAAUGUAAGGCUGAUGAACAAGAAGCAGGACCUCUACCUACAAAAGUCAACUUGACUCAAUCAUCAAUAUAGUGUUUGAAAAUGGAUUUGUUGAUCUGAUUCUUUGACAUCUUGUUAACUCUGGAGAUGUUUUCUUCCAGUGAAAGGGCCUGAGGAAGCAGGUGGUUUCAUUGUUUAGAUUAAAAUAAAGUUGCAGAAUCAAUAACGGAAGGUUUUACUAUCAUGGAAUUCAGUCUUUUCCACUAGAGUUGGUCAGGUGAGGUUUAUAGUGCAUUUACAUUUGUCUGCAUCCUUUUUUUGCUUACCAUAGAAUCAUAAAUAUUGUCUAUACAUUGAGGUUGUGGGUAUUUUCAUAUUAAGAAUGCCUAUUGGGAUGUAUAUUUGAAAUGUGUUUCAAAAACUGUAAGGAAUGUUUUGGUAAUAGAAGACGUCUUUUAAGUUGUUUUCAGUUGCGGAUAAACUAACAUGCAGAACUCGUUUGAGUACCUUUAGUACUUUGGAUGGCUCUUUUCCAGAGAUAAGAAUCUAUUCCUGUUCUAACUUCAUGCCGAUUUCUGCCACUGAAGUACUGGCAGUCAGCAAUAAAACUUACUUAACAUGUGUAUAUAUUAAGGCACGUCUUCUGUGUUGUGUUCUAAAACAGCUGAUUAAAUUUAGAUUAUAUUGUUUGCCUUAAGCUUUCCCAACUUUACAUCUGCUAUUUUUGUCAUCUUAGUGUGGUGCUUCCAUUUCGAGAAAGUUGGUUCCUAAAGAAACAAUGUGGUUAACAGAUUAAAUAUGAUCUAAAAUUCAACUUUAAUUGGUGUAUUAUUUGACAUGACUGUUUGUUAUGACAAAGAACCAUAGCCAGUCUUCAUACCUCAUCACAUGAGAUUAAAAAAAUCCACUUAAAAUCUGGUUUCUGCCUCCUGCAGAAUUCUGGGGUUUGUAGUUUAGGGAGGAGCCUUUAACAGCUUCACUAAACUACAAACUCCAGAAUUCUGCAGGAGGCAGAAACCGGGUUUAAAGUGGAUUUUUUCUCUAGUGUGAUGAAUUGGUUAGGCUUGCAUACUCCUUCCCUCUUUCAUAAUUUGCUCACCAGUGGUGGAAGUAAAAAGCUCAUGUUUUCCAUUUUAAAUUAAUCACCAUACCCUUUAUUAAUAAACUGUGGUCAGUGAGAAGAAACUUGUUUAUAUCAACCCUGUUUGAAACAAAUCCAGUACCCUGAGACCUGUUACAGAAAUAUGGUAAUUUUCAAUAUCUCCCUUUGAUUUUUAAAAGGAAAUUGGAAAGUAGAUAAGCCCAAAGUUUGCUGCAGUUCGUUGGAGUAAUAAUAAUCCAGGAUUUUCCACUAUGAAAGGACCAAGCCGCUAUUUAUGCUGAUUGUUCCUGGCUUAUGACUUUAAAGGGCUUAAUUACAAUAAACAACAAAGAUGAGAUUUGCAAUUAAAUGUAUUUAUUCUCUGACAAUUCUAAAUUACUAAUUGGUAAAAGGAGCUUUCAAGUUCCUUUAUUUGUUUUUGAUGUAAUUCUAUACAUUAAAAUAUAUUGCAUUGGA
Anolis sagrei ordinatus is the source of this 2532-nucleotide messenger RNA. RefSeq names its product transmembrane protein 59 (gene TMEM59). The record is from RefSeq and is a predicted model, not a curated record. Lineage: Eukaryota; Metazoa; Chordata; Lepidosauria; Squamata; Anolidae. Gene Ontology annotation, biological process: positive regulation of autophagy. Gene Ontology annotation, cellular component: lysosome; late endosome.